This is a messenger RNA of Nymphaea colorata (pocket water lily), 2567 nucleotides long. RefSeq names its product protein trichome birefringence-like 6. The coding region runs from base 687 to 2381 and encodes 564 amino acids. NCBI's taxonomy places the organism in Eukaryota, Viridiplantae, Streptophyta, Magnoliopsida, Nymphaeales, Nymphaeaceae. The transcript is spliced from 5 exons. The record is from RefSeq and is a predicted model, not a curated record. Gene Ontology annotation, molecular function: O-acetyltransferase activity. Gene Ontology annotation, cellular component: Golgi apparatus.
ACUCAGAAAAUAUUCAAAGUUCCAGCUAAAGUUACUAAACCCAUGUUCUCCAGGUUCUUUCAACCUGUGUUUUUUACUUCUCCAAUCUUCCUCCGUUGCUUUUGUCUUCGCCAUCUUCAGGAUGUGGAUGUCCUUCAACAGCAUUUUCAAAUGGAGGAUUGGCUUGAGUUGUAAGAAACCCCUCUGUUUCACAAGCCGCCCUGAAAACAGAAGCUGUUGACUGUUCUGCACCAUUUGCAGGCACCGUGUCGUGGAGGUGACGGCUUCUAGUUUUUUGAAUGAGCAAAACGAGAGAAGGGGAGGGUCAUGAUCGAUCACCGUCGCUGCCAAAACAUGAUUUUCUUGUAUACCUGUCGGAAACAAAGAGGAGAAUUCACCGUUUGUGGUAUUCGUGAUAGAUUUCCCUUUUCCAUCUUCUAAUCCAAAAGUUAGAGAGUUUUUCUGCCUUCUGUGACCUGCUGUCACCAUUUUCGUCAAGACUCUGUUUUCCUCUAUUUCUUGUUAAAAAAGUGGCAUCUCUGAGAUGAAAAAACCGGAUAAAGGAAUACCCACCAUUUGAGUAUUUGUGGUAAGUUUUUUCUGCUAUUUUUAAAGUAGUUGAUAUUUAUUAUAGUGAAAUCCUCACUUCAUUCUUCUUUUCACAUGUUUUUAUAGCUUAUUUCCUUGUAAGAUAAUCAAGGUAGGAAAUGGAGUGCCAAAAAUCCGUGUCCUUAAAGCCGAGGCCCUUGUUUGUUCUGUCACUCAUCAUGUCGUCCUCUCUCCUCUUGUGCUUGUUCUUCUGGUUCUACAUUGACCUCCCAUUUCUAGCACCCCAGGCACAUAUUUCUUUCAACCAGCCAUCAUUGACUCUUGAUUUGACGGCCCCCCAAGUUCAGAAUCUUACAGCUUCUGUGGAGAACAUCAGAGUUACUGACGCCAACUUCACUACCGGCGUUCGCUCAGAUGUAGGGAUUGGAGUAGUUGGUAGUCCUUCAAAUAAGAGGUUGAGUUCUGUUCAAGCCAACUUGAGCGACAACCUUCACUCAGAUGUGGAGUUUGACAUUCUUGGUGGUUCUUCAAUUAAGAGCGUGGAUUCUAUAGAAGCCAACUUGAGCAGAAACCUUCAUUCAGACGUGGGGAUUCAAACAGUCGAUAGUUUAUCAAACAAGAGUUUGGAGUUGGCAGGUGGUGAGGACAUGAGCGAGAAGGGGGAUAACAUCAUUGAAGAAAAGAGCCUGGAUACUGGAAAACUUGACAGUAUAUCAAACAAGAGUUUGGAGUUGGCAGCUGGUGUGGACAUGAGCGGAAAAGGGGAGAACAUCAUUGAAGGAAGGACCCAGGCAAUGCAGAAUCCCGACUGUGAUAUUUACAGUGGAAAAUGGGUUCUUGAUGAGGAGUAUCCUCUCUAUUCUAAUGAAUCAUGCCCAUUUAUAGAUGAAGGCUUUAACUGUGGCGGGAAUGGGAGGAGGGAUAAAGGCUAUAUGAAGUGGAGAUGGAGGCCGAACGACUGUGAAAUCCCAAGAUUUAGUGGUGCCAAUAUGCUGGAACUGAUAAGAGGAAAAAGACUAGUUUUUGUUGGGGACUCCAUUAAUAGGAAUCAGUGGGAAUCUAUGCUGUGUUUGCUGUUAGGAGCUGUGAAGGACCGAAGCAAGGUUUUUGAGGCACGAGGCCACAGAAUUACAAAAGGGAAAGGGAAAUACAAAUUCAUAUUAUUGGAUUACCAGUGCAGUGUUGAGUACUAUCUUAGCCAUUUCUUGGUCCAUGAAGGCAAAGCUAGACUAGGACAGAAGCGACUUCAGACGCUGAGGAUUGACACGAUUGCUAAGAGUUCAUCCAAAUGGAAAGGUGCUGAUAUAUUGGUCUUUAAUAGCGCACAUUGGUGGUCGCAUUCAAAAACAAAAUCUGGCAAGAAUUACUACCAAGAAGGUGAUCAAAUCCAUCGUCAUCUCGAUGUUAUGACUGCUUUUAGGCGUGCACUGAUGACAUGGGGGUCCUGGGUUGAUCAGCAUGCCAUCCCAGGAAAAACACAAGUUUUCUUUAGGAGCUCGGCACCAUCACAUUUCAGGGGAGGCCAGUGGAAUACAGGAGGAAGGUGUGAUCUAGAGAAAGAGCCCAUUCAAGACAUCACCUCAAUUACAGACAACAUAGAUGAGAGCAGACUGGCAAUUGCAGAAGACGUGAUUAAGCAAAUGAAAACACCUGUAACCUUGUUAAACAUAACAAGUUUGUCAAAGCACCGGAUAGAUGGACAUCCAUCCAUAUAUGGCCGCAAACCUCGGCAAGGUUCCCCUGCCAGUGGUCGUCAAGACUGCAGCCACUGGUGCCUUCCUGGUGUACCAGACACUUGGAAUGAAUUGCUGUACAGUAUCUUAUCUAAACAGAAAACAGUUUCUGCAGUGUAAUAGUUGAUGGUUUGUAUAUGGUAUAAUCUCUUCCAUUUUUCUAUAAUAUUUCUUGAAUUUCAAAAUUGCUAUUAUCUUCCAUGUAAAGCAGUAAGUAGUUACCAUUGGCAGGAAAUUGCUUUCUGCCUGUUUAGGGGUUUAGACUUGAGAUAUGUUUGAAUUUGAAAUAUAUCUUUUACCUGCCUA